Messenger RNA from Panicum hallii, 2198 nucleotides. Its product is annotated as probable WRKY transcription factor 3. Gene Ontology annotation, biological process: regulation of DNA-templated transcription. The coding region runs from base 271 to 1737 and encodes 488 amino acids. The transcript is spliced from 4 exons. Lineage: Eukaryota; Viridiplantae; Streptophyta; Magnoliopsida; Poales; Poaceae. The record is from RefSeq and is a predicted model, not a curated record. Gene Ontology annotation, molecular function: sequence-specific DNA binding; DNA-binding transcription factor activity.
CUCUCGUCUUGGCUAGAAAUUUUUAGAGCAACCCAAAGGAAAGCUUGGUUUCCCUCUCUCCCUCUCAAAGCUUGUUUCUUUCAUUUCUCGAGAAGCCAGCACAGGAGAGAGAGAGAGAGCGAAAGUCAGACUCUGCUCACCGAACCCCAAAAACCAAAGUCAACGCCGGAAACCAAGAAGAAGAGGAGAAUCCCUUCUCUGUCUCUCUCUCUCUCUCUCUCUCUAGACUUCUUCUUCUCUCUAUCUCUCUCUUCCUUCCCUGCGGCGACCAUGUCCGCGCGCCCGCCGCCGCCGCCGCGACCGCACCUGGCGCUGCCGCCGCGCUCGGCGGCGGAGUCGCUCUUCACGGGCGCCGGCGACGCCAGCCCCGGCCCGCUCACGCUCGCCUCCGCGCUCUUCCCCUCCGACGCCGACGCGGGGGGCGGCGGCGCCUCCUCCGGGGCGUCCGGGGCCGCGAGCUUCACGCAGCUCCUCACCGGCUCCUUCGCGCCGCAACAGCAGCAGCAGCGGCAGCAUGAGGCCGCGGAGAGGGGGCGAGGCGGCGGGGUCGCGAGGGCCGGGCCGGCGCUGUCGGUGGCGCCGCCGGCGUCGGCGGCCUCGGGCGCGUCCGUAUUCACGGUGCCCCCCGGCCUCAGCCCCUCCGGCCUGCUCGACUCCCCCGGCCUGCUCUUCUCGCCGGCCAUGGGGGGGUUUGGAAUGUCGCACCAGCAGGCUCUUGCUCAAGUUACAGCUCAAGCAAGCCAUUCUCCACUCAGAAUGUUAGACCACAUUGAGCAACCAUCUUUUUCAGCAGCUGGAGCAUCGUCUGGAGCUCUACAACCUAUGAACUCUAGUGCCAGUAUGACUGGAAUGCCAGAUAUGGCAAUUACACCAGCAAACAAUGACAAUGCAUCUUUGCAAUCCGCUGAGGCAUCUCAGAGGUAUCAAGUCAAUGCUCCUGUUGAUAAACCUGCUGAUGAUGGCUAUAACUGGCGGAAAUAUGGUCAGAAGGUGGUGAAGGGCAGUGAUUGCCCGAGGAGCUAUUACAAAUGUACUCAUCCCAAUUGUCCAGUCAAGAAAAAGGUAGAGCAUGCAGAAGACGGUCAAAUAUCUGAGAUCAUAUACAAAGGAAAACACAAUCACCAACGUCCACCAAAUAAGCGGGCAAAAGAUGGCAACUCUUCAGCAGCUGAUCAAAAUGAUCAAUCUAAUGAUACCACAUCUGGAUUGUCAGGCGCCAAGAGAGAUCAGGAUGCUAUAUAUGGGAUGUCUGAACAAGUAUCUGGUUUAAGUGAUGGAGAUGAUAUGGAUGAUGGUGAAUCAAGGCCACAUGAAGCGGAUGAUGCUGAUAAUGAGAGCAAAAGAAGAAAUAUACAAAUUUCUUCACAAAGGACCUUGUCAGAGCCUAAGAUCAUUGUGCAAACAACCAGUGAAGUUGAUCUUUUGGAUGAUGGUUAUAGAUGGCGUAAGUAUGGGCAGAAGGUAGUCAAAGGAAACCCUCAUCCAAGGAGUUACUACAAGUGCACAUUUGCUGGAUGCAAUGUUAGGAAGCACAUCGAAAGAGCAUCGUCAGACCCUAAGGCUGUCAUAACAACCUAUGAAGGAAAACACAACCAUGAACCACCAGUUGGUAGGGGUGGCAGCCAGAAUGCAGGAAUGUCACAACAGAAAGGGCAGAACAGCAUAUCUAGUAAUCAACACUACAGCAACACUAACCAGAUGCCAAUUGGGAUCUUACAAUUCAAGAGCGAACAAUAGUAAUGUCCAUUUUGACUCCGUUCAGAACCUCGCUGUUCACAGUUAUUUGGAUGAUGUUCCUUUUGGCAAAUAUCAGAUGCCUGCAAUUCGUACAGUCAUAUGGCAUCAGUGGUUCUAAAAAUUUGAUAAUUCAAUGGUAUCAGUUUGCAGUUUCUUUCCAUAGAUGCACAGGAUAGCUGAUACAGAACCAUCCUUUCUAGUUUGUACUUGUACAUGUUAUUAAGUCGAAGCAUGCAAAAUGUAAUACCAGCUAGGUGGAAGUUAUUUAUACAUGUUUACGGUGGUUUAUAGAUGGAUCAGUGGUAUACAUGUUUAUCUUAUGAUUUUAUUCCCAACAAGAUCUUGUAUGUAUUGUAAUAAGAUUGAAAAGAGAAGUGAAUGUACAGAUGUGCUUCAGUUAAGCUUGUUUGUUGUAAUUUGCAAAAUUAAUCAGAGACGCCACAGUUUUGGGCCAUUGCUAA